AGAAACCAAGAGAGACGUCGUAUCCCUGACGGUUCCUCCGGUGUGAAGAUGGCGGUCCCAACUCAAAGCAGCCGGACCGGAUCCGUUAGCAGUCUGGGAAACAGUCCAACCGCAACACCGGGCGGCUUAAACAACAACCACAAACUGUGGUGCUGUCAUGAGCUUGAUUUCAGAUCCGGAAUGAAGAUCGAAGAGCUCAACCGACUCAUCCAUGAAUUCAGUAAACAAGACCAACGGGAGUAUGAUGACCAGAGGGCACUGGAAAUACACACCGCCAAGGAUUUUAUCUUCUCCAUGCUAGGCAUGGUGCAAAAGCUGGACCAAAAAUUGCCUGUCGCAAAUGAGUACCUAUUGUUGUCUGGUGGUGUGCGAGAAGGUGUGGUAGACAUGGAUCUCAGUGAGCUUGGCAUCUACAACCGUGGCUCCAACUAUGACAUGGCCUUCACCCUGUUGGUUCCUGCACUUAAAUUGCACGACCGGAACCAGCCUGUCACACUGGAUAUGCGCCACUCAGAACUUGGUCACUCUUGGCUUAGCUUGCGACUUUUUGACGAGGGUACCAUUAACCGUUGGCGGGACUGCUGCACGCUUACUGAUCAUCUGAAUGGCACCACCAACUACUUUUUCUCACCUACACUGGUAGCUGACUGGUUUCAAGAAGCUGUUGGACUUGUACUUGCAGAGUUACAACGCAAGCCACAAAGGGGCACCCCACGAGUUGAGCGAGUUGAGCGCCACAACACACUACUCACUAUCGUUUUAGGUGUAGGCAGCAGCCGCAUGCUUUAUGACAUUGUUCCUGUGGUGUCUUUUAAAGGCUGGCCAGCAGUUGCUCAGAGCUGGUUAAUGGAGAACCACUUCUGGGAUGGCAAAAUCACAGAGGAGGAGGUUAUCAGUGGCUUCUAUCUGCUGCCUGCCUGCUCAGCCUCUGGUUGCAGAAAGAAUGAGUGGCGUCUUUCUUUUGCCCGCAGCGAAGUUCAGUUGAAAAAGUGUAUCUCACCAGGCCUUAUGCAAGCUUACCAGGCAUGUAAGGCAAUAGUUAUUAAACUACUAGCCCAACCUACAUCUAUCAGUCCAUAUUACUUGCGUAGCAUUAUGUUGUGGGCCUGUGACCGACUACCUGCAAGCUAUUUGUCACAGGAAGAAUAUGUUGCGCAUUUCCUGCUAGGUCUCAUAGAUGACCUGCAGCACUGCCUUGUCAACAAGACCUGCCCUAACUAUUUCAUCCCACAGUGUAACAUGUUGGAGCACCUGGGUGAUGAGACUACUAUGUUUCAUGCUCGUAAGCUAGCGUUGGUACGUAUGGAUCCAUCCGAGCACCUGCGCUCCAUUAUUGAGCAGGCCAAGACAGCCAACAGACUGACUCAGGAGAUGCAGCGUUGUGGGAGUUCCUCAGGACUGCUCUCUCCACUUGCGGAUCCCUCCAUAGUUGAUAACCAGCAACCAGAUGACCGGCUGGCCAAGAAGCUACAGCAGUUAGUGACUGAAAAUCCAGGGAAGUCUAUCUCUGUGUUCAUCAACCCUGAUGACGUCACACGACCUCACUUUCGUAUUGAUGACAAGUUUUUCUGAAAAAUAUGGUCCAUUUUCACUUCUCCUCGGCUAUAAUGGUGGAACCUGAUGGGACACUUUCCAGAAACUGGAGCUACGUCCCUAUGUCUUUAAACGUCAGAACACAGUAUUUUUUGAUGGAAAUGUUCUGCAACAGCUCUAUUGGACUUGCCUUAUUAAGAGGCAAAUCUAUACCAUUUGCAUCUGCAAGCAUGGUGGUUUUCAUGUUUCGUCUAAGAAUAAAAGUCAGGCCAAGUGGACAACGAUUUACAUAGUAAAUGUAGUAUAUGUCCUCCAGGUGGUAUGUUAUUUUGAACCCAUUUUAAAUGAAUGAUAUAUUCAGACAUUGUUGUAUGUGUUUUGCUCCUGUUCUGACUACACUUUGCCGGCACCUUUAUGUGUUAUUGUUAUAUCAAUAUAAUGCUGUUUUUAAACCUGUCCAGUUAACUUGCCUUGUUAUGUAUUUAGAAGAUACAACAGAAGAAUAUGUCAGAGAAGACAAACCCUUUCUAUAUAUAAGGGAUUGAAAUCAUAUUCCUUUUAAGUGCAAUUAAAAAAAGAGAGGUUUGAGAGGUUCUUAUAUUGUCAAAAAUUGUUAUUCUAAGAAUGCAGAAGGGGUGUGGGGCCUGUAACCCUAAAACUUUCUGAUGUUGGAGAAUAAAAGAAUGUUGUUUUUAUUUUAUUUUAUUUAUGCAUUGUUAUUAUUUUUUUAUUGAAUAAAUUAAAGUGACAAGCAGCAAUCCGA
This is a messenger RNA of Puntigrus tetrazona (Sumatra barb), 2296 nucleotides long. RefSeq names its product Mab-21 domain containing 2 (gene mb21d2). The record is from RefSeq and is a predicted model, not a curated record. Bases 49 to 1572 code for a protein of 507 amino acids. Lineage: Eukaryota; Metazoa; Chordata; Actinopteri; Cypriniformes; Cyprinidae. The transcript has 2 exons.